Molecule: messenger RNA, 953 nt
Organism: Stomoxys calcitrans (stable fly)
Lineage: Eukaryota; Metazoa; Arthropoda; Insecta; Diptera; Muscidae
Product: keratin, type II cytoskeletal 2 epidermal-like
Exons: 1
Coding region: 1-918 (305 amino acids)
Source: RefSeq, a predicted model, not a curated record
AUGCGUGCCUUCAUUGUCUUGUGUUUAGUGGCUGUUGCCUGUGCCCAAUACAACUACCAACCUGGAAGCGGUGGUGGUGGUAACAACUAUGGCUCUGACGGUGGAUACGGUGGUAGCAGCUCGGGCCCUGGAUUUGGUGGCAGCAGCGGCGGUGGCCCAUCUUUCGGUGGUAGCGGUGCCUCGGGUCCCUCUUUCGGCGGUGUCGGUGCUUCUGGUCCCUCUUUCGGUGGCAGCAGCGGCGCUGGUCCUUCCUUCGGUGGUAGCGGUGCCUCGGGUCCCUCUUUCGGUGGCAGCAGCGGUGCUGGUCCCUCUUUCGGUGGUAGCAGCGGUGCUGGUCCCUCUUUCGGUGGUAGCGGUGCUUCUGGUCCCUCUUUCGGCUCAUCCUCCCAGGAAGCCCCAGUCCAAGCUGCUCCCGAAAAGGAAUUCAUUACCUACACUGCCAACGAUGAAGAUUUCCAUGAUCCCGCUGCCACUCAACAAUUCGCCAACUCCGUGAAACAAGGUCUCCGUGUUGUCUUCAUCAAGGGCCCCGAAAGCAGUGGCUUGGAAGAUGCCGCCCUCGCCUUGGCCAAGAACGCUGCCAGCCAACAAACCGCCAUCUAUGUCCUCAACAAGCAAACCGACCUCGCCGCUUUGGCCAACAAAUUGAACGCUGAGAACAGCAACUCCAACAACAAACCCGAUGUUCACUUCGUCAAAUACCGCACCCCAGAGGAUGCCAUCAAUGCCCAAAAGGCCAUCCAAGGUCAAUACGAUGCCUUGGGCGGUCAAUCGCAACACAUCGAUGGUGGCGUUGCCCCCUCCUUGAACUUUGCCUCCCAACCUGCCUUUGCUCCCUCUGGUGCUCCCGGUGGCGCUGCCACCAGCAACACCUACCUUCCCGCCUCCGUCCACCGCCGUCGUUUGCGCUUGAAGUAAACUGGCGUAAGUGCCGCGAAGUGAAGAAGCUGUUA